AUGGUGUUCUCAGCUCAUGCUCGUCUCAUACCACUCUUGUGGUGUUUAUUCGGUUUAUUUGCGAAUAAUUCCGUUUUGUUUAUUCAUGCACGAAGAACUCAUGGCGCUGUUGUCCCCAUCUCCUCCCUCACGCCGUCAGCCGACUUCGGCCAGCGGGCAGCGUACGUUUCCGGAUCUUUUCUUUCGACGUCACCUCGACCAAGAAGCGCCUCUUUCAACUUCGGGUCCCCUGAAGAACCCCAGACACCAGAAGAGUCUCAGCCUUUGAGGCGUUCUCGUUCCCUAUCGCUUGGAGCGGAAAGAAAGGCCCCUUCGGGAGUCUGGAGUCGCGAAGGCGAAAUGCAGAACCAGCUGCAGCCCGAACCAGCGCAACAGCAGCAACAGGAGGUGAAUCAGGAACAGAAAAGGAGGCUUGGUCGCAUGGCUCGUCUCCGCAGGGCCAUACGGCGCGCGGGGGGCGCAGCGAAAGAAAGGCUGGUGCGGGCGUGGCAACGCCUACGGCGCGCAGCAGCCCGAGCAAAACGUGCAGUCCGACGGGCAGCCGCAAAUGUGUACCAGAGACUCCCCAGAUUCCGCAGAGGCCGAAGGGCAUCUGAAGGAGCAGAAAGAGCAGCAGCAGCCGGACUGGCGGGGGCUGGACUUGCCGCUGCUGCAACAGGCCUACCUCGCGGUGAGGAAGCCACUGAAGGAGCUGAGGCCGUCGAGAAGGAGGAAGCUCCCGCCCCUGAAGGCACUCCCGUCUCUACUGCAGCAGAAGAAACAGCAGCUCCCCCCUCCGAAGAAGCUGGACCCACUGAGGAAUCGGAAGAGUGGCAUGAAGCACCAACGCCUGAAGAGGCCGAAGCGGCAAGCGAAGAGUGGCAUGAUGCAGUAGGGCCUGAAGAGCUGGGAAGUCUCCUUGCCCGUGCACGUGAUUCAGAAAAAAUGAGAGAGGAAGAGAUAAAACAAGAGGAACAGGAGGCUAGAGAGCAUUCUAUGAAUGCUCGGUGCUAUCAUGUCAUCCGCCGGAUGACGCCUACGAUGAAAAGACUGAACGAACAGUGGAGUGGACACUGCAUGUUUUGGUCUUUGUUCAUGCGAAAUGGAAACUUCGGUACAUUUGUUGACCUUUUGCAAGAACUAGCAGUACAGACGGGGGACGCGAUCCAGAAAGCAGAACAGCUCAAAGGAACAGAGGAGGGUCUUGAGGCACAGAUGCUGCGGACUACUCUUGUAUUGGCACUGGCGGAAGACGAAUUAGCCAGAUUGGAGGAUGAAACCAACGUGAACUGUUGGUUCAUUGACCCCGACAAUUUGUUUAGAAAGGCAAACGAAGAAGAAACGAAAGUUCUGCGUAACUUCAAUCCUCUGACGUUUUUCGCCAACCCCCUUGAUUUUACUCAGCCCCUGUCUAGGCUGAUCAACGUCGUCUACGAAGAUACCCUCACGUGCAUUGAUUCCGCUCAGGCGGAAAGGAACGCGAGACAGGAUUUGCAACAAGUUUUGACAUCCGAAAAACAAAAGCUGGAGGCCGCUGCGAAACAGACCAGCGAGUCACUGUCCGAUCAGCAGAUGAGAGACAUGUUGCAAGCAAUAGAAGAAUUAGACCUUCUGAGGAGGCGCGAGUAUUGUUCUAUGGAGCAAGUGCACCUUCUCUCCGCCCAAGCCCGAAACAUUCGGAACUUUAUUGCCGAUUACAUGGAAAACGGCAAGAAGUGGUGGAAGGCCCAGUGGCCCUUCAAACUUCAGCAGUGCAGAGCUCUCCAGAAGGGAAGUUCCGCCGUUCCCAAAAGUGUAGCGAAGAGCUGCCGGGAUUAUGAAUCGUCAAAACCUCCAAAGAACCCCAAGAGUGUCAGUGCCACCCUCCUCUGGAUGUGGGAAGCAGGUUCAUGCAGAAAGGAAGAGGAAAAAUAG
Eimeria mitis is the source of this 1893-nucleotide messenger RNA. RefSeq lists its product as uncharacterized. The transcript has a single exon. Bases 1 to 1893 code for a protein of 630 amino acids. The record is from RefSeq and is a predicted model, not a curated record. Lineage: Eukaryota; Apicomplexa; Conoidasida; Eucoccidiorida; Eimeriidae.